UGAGAGCUCGGAGCUGUCCUCGGUGCUGAACAUCUGCUGCUGGAUCGACAUCUUCAUCAUCUUCAUCACUCCGUGUUUUUCAUUACACGUCCUCACCUGCGGCAACAGGAAGUAUCUCCGUGAGUGAAUCCCCAAAUGAAGAAGUUCCUGGAGACGCAAGACAUUAAGAUAGAAGCUCUUUCAGUAAAUCAACAACUUGCUGCAACACAGCCAAACCGUUUGAAGUGAUUAAACAAGAAAACGCUCUCUGAAGCACCACAAAGCGGAUCAUUUACAGCCUGCGAGCGCUUUGAUUGAUCUAUGGAACAUCUGCAGCCGCUCCAUUUGUAAUCACAAUAUAUGCACCUCUAAGGCUGCUAUUGGAAGACAUUACAAAUAUUGUCAAAUAAACUGAGGACCUCGCAGAUGAUUUGAGUUGAACAGUAACCUCUGCUUCUCUUGGGAGGAACAGACAGGACCAGUAAAUCUAAUUAGACCUCAGUGGGCAUGCCUCAGCUUGCUGCUCGGCUCAUCAGGGGGCUUAUUCGUUUGCACUACUGAUUUGCCGAGUGUUAUCUCGACUGGAACAGUUUCUCCGCCCUCUGGUUUGUGGGAAACUCUGCGGUUAACCUCUGUCAGAUUUCACAAUGUGAUCGCCCUCUGGGUAUAGAAAUCACGAAGAUGACCCUGCAAAGCCAUGCUGCUCCUCAUAGCUUCUGACCGCAAAAUAACACAGUGAACGAUUUAAACCUUCGAAGCAUUACCUUACUUUCAAGAUGAGCGACUCAAACUACUGGGUGGUGGACUAUGAGAUCACGUCUCCUGCUCCGCCCGGGUUCCCCAGGGGCCCCACGGUGCCGCAGCCCAUGCCGGGGCACCCCGAGCAGGGGUCGGCCCUGUGCUUCGUCGGCCUCCUGGUGCUGCUGCUGCUCUUUCUCGUUGUUCGUUGCAUCCGUAUCCUAUUGGACCCCUACAGCAGCAUGCCCUCCUCCUCGUGGACGGACCACAAGGAGGGAAUGGACAGAGGACAGUUUGAUUACGCACUGGUGUGAAGAUGAUCGGAAGAUGGAGGAGAGGGAUGAAUUUGGAGAUAUGUAAAGGUACUUUAAAGUGAUUUUUGAUGGAUGAUAAUCGUUUUGCACCCUGCUAAAAACCUCCGCUUCUGAAAAUGAAUAAACUCCGGUUUGUUUGUUGUGUGAUUGAGGAACUAUAAUGGAAGCUGAAAAGAUGAGCAUAACAAACCCUUGAAGCCCCAGUAUCUCUGGAAGUAUUAUGUUCAGAGAGAAGAAGAGCAGACACACCAAAGGUCCUGCAUUCAUUUUCAUUCAUUCAUUUUGUGUAUUGUGUUACACUGAAGCUUUUACAGUACCACACCCUGCAGGAAGAGAGCGAUCAGUAUCGCCGUAUUACAUUAUGACUCCCAUUUGUCAUGUCAUUCUUUAAUUCUAUAAUGUUUUUACAAAUCCCAGGGCUGCAUGAUAAACAGCGAAAGAGGUCCUGAUUGAAUAAAAGAGAUACAAUGAGUUUAGUGCAGACAUUUCAUUUGUUUUGACAUAAGUAAUGCCCACUGUUACAGACAAUUUAGAGCAAUAUAGGCAGGCAAUUUUAUAUGUGGAUUAACUGUCCAAAUGUAAACAUGACAAUUAAGAAGAUGUCAUAGUUUUUCUGGAACUUGAAACCUCUUUUAUGUAUUUCUAAAUGUGAACCAUGCUAGAAAUUGUGAGGCAUUUGAACCACCUCCAACAUGAAAAUGAUUUAUAAUUAUCAAAUGCUUCUAUAAUCUGAAGGAAAAGCUUAAAUCACUUCUUGAAAUGUAGCUUUGGGUAUUUGUGUCUCUCUAUGUUAUUUAAAAUGCACUGUGUCCUAAAUUCCGAUCAUAUCCUAUUAUAAAAGCUGAUGGUAAUAAUACAUAACAGUUCAUACAAAAUAUUUUAUUUGGGGUUUUGCUCCUUCCUGUUCCCAUCCCUUUAAGAAGCUUAUGAGGCACAUUGCGGAGGGUCACAGCGCUGACUCACUAUGUGUCAUAUAAAGUUAUGAUUAAGAAAUGCAUGUACACCAAUUUCCAACCCCUAAUCCUUUUUUUGCCUUUAGUCCCAUCCACCAGCCAAAUCUGUUGCACAGUGCCUGUAGGAAUAUGAGAAAGCUAAUAACUAUUUAUUACUAUUGUUACUGCUCCUCUUGCCACUUGUUUCGUUAUAUUGUUUAUUCCCUUGUUAUACUGUAAAGUCUUCUCUUUAUAAAUAAAGUUUAGUAUUGAUAUUUUACGGAUUUGUCAAAAAAAAAGAUUUGUUUUAUUAUUUAUGACCAAAUGACUGUUAAUCAAUACCAAACUUUUGUAUGUGGUCCCUCUUCCUGGAUGUAGACUCUGGUAAAGAGGACAGGUUUUCCUUGUGUUUCUUUAUAGUGGAAUUUAGUUUUUGAAGG
Molecule: messenger RNA, 2403 nt
Organism: Trematomus bernacchii (emerald rockcod)
Lineage: Eukaryota; Metazoa; Chordata; Actinopteri; Perciformes; Nototheniidae
Product: cortexin-1-like
Exons: 2
Coding region: 756-1031 (91 amino acids)
Source: RefSeq, a predicted model, not a curated record